GAUCUGCCAUCUCCCUCUGGCGACAGUCGCACGAUGAGCGCGUCUGUCAAGAGUUGUUACAUACGUAGCCUGGAGGGAACUGCUCCAACGAACGUCUAUUUGCCGGACAACACUGCAAUUUUUGUAGGACGCUCGCCGGAAACCGGCAUCACAGACGUGAAAUGCUCGCGGCAACAAGUUCGUCUAUUUGCCAACUAUGAGGAGGCUAUCGUCACAGUUCAGCAGAUUGGCCCGCACGCCUGUGGCUUUAAUGGCUUCAAAACUCGGAAGGGUGUAAAAUUUGUGGCCCGACACAAUGAUCGCUUGGAGCUGCUGUACGGCAAGCACGUUUAUGAGAUCGAGUUCAAUCCACCGCCAAGCGUGGAACACUUUUCCUCGAGGAAGCGAUCGUACGACUCGGAGUCGGAGGAAACCGAAAGCAGAGCGAAAAUGUCGAAACUGGAUAAUUUCUCUGACGAUCGCUCCGAAGAAUAUGACGGAGAAGAGGAAGAGAGAUUACCUUCGAAUGGUGUACACAGCAAACAGAAAACAUUCAGCCCUGCCUCUUCUAGCACAUCCUCUGAGCAGAGCAAUGAAAGUACCUCUGCAAAGUGGGCCAGUGUUGAUAAUGGAAAAUUGUUGAUUUAUAAUUCCCCAUCUGUUCAAAAUCGAGAAAAGGUGGCUGCGUAUGAUAUGGAUGGUACUUUAAUAAAAACUAAAUCUGGCUUGGUGUUUCCAAAGGACUGUAACGAUUGGCAGUUGCUAUAUCCUGAUGUGCCCGGUAAAUUGAAGCAGUUUCAUGCGAACGGAUACAAAAUAGUGAUCUUCACGAAUCAAGCAGGCCUCAGUGUUGGCAAAUUCAAGAUCAGCGAUUUCAAGAGCAAGAUCGAAAAAAUUGUACAGAAAAUCGGCGCCCCCAUUCAAGUUUUUAUUGCUGUGGGAAGGAGCGUUUAUAGAAAGCCAUCCAUUGGUAUGUGGGAAUUACUGGAAAAAGAGAAGAACGGAGGCAUUACUAUUGACAAGGCUAAUUCAUUUUACGUUGGUGACGCCGCUGGUCGGCCAAAGAACUGGGCCUCAGGAAAGAAGAAAGAUCAUUCGAGUGCGGAUCGAUUAAUGGCUUUGAAUUUGGAGAUCAAAUUCGAGACGCCUGAGGAACACUUUUUAAAACACAAAACUCCGCCUUACGAGUUACCCAAGUUUAAUCCGAAAAGUCUGUCGCAAUCUGAUGACAUAUGCAAUCCUGCUGACGCGGAAUUAACACUAAAACAACAAGAGAUAGUACUUAUGGUCGGCAGCCCAGCCUCCGGAAAAUCGCAUUUUGCAAAGAAUUAUCUAAAGGAAUACGGAUACGUCAAUAGAGACACUUUAGGCAGCUGGCAGAAGUGCACUGCCGCAGUUCAGCAAUACUUGAAUCAGGAAAAAAGCGUAGUUAUAGAUAAUACCAAUCCCGAUCCAGCAUCGAGAAAGAGAUACAUAGAGGUAGCCAAGAAGUACAAUGUCCCGGUCAGAUGUUUCGUCAUGACGACAAGUGUAGAGCAUGCGAAACAUAAUAAUAAGUUUCGCGAACUGACGGAUCCAAGUCAUGUUCCAAUCAACGAGAUGAUUAUAAACUCUUACAUGAAAAAUUAUGUGCCGCCAACUUUGAAGGAAGGCCUUAAGGAAAUAGUGAAAAUCAAUUUUGUUCCGAAUUUCCGUAACGAACAGGAUCGAAGGCUUUAUGAGAUGUAUUUACUCGAGAAUUAAAUUUUAGAUUAUUUAAACAAAUAAAUUCUGCAUGUCAGGGAUGUGUUCACACGGGUUACUCUGUGUCGCCCAUAUAAACUGGUCCGUUUCUCUGUAACGCCACGAAGUGGUCCUGUGCGAGCGGAUCGACACUUUUUU
This is a messenger RNA of Wasmannia auropunctata (little fire ant), 1860 nucleotides long. RefSeq lists its product as uncharacterized. The record is from RefSeq and is a predicted model, not a curated record. Gene Ontology annotation, biological process: DNA repair. The transcript has 8 exons. Lineage: Eukaryota; Metazoa; Arthropoda; Insecta; Hymenoptera; Formicidae. Bases 34 to 1722 code for a protein of 562 amino acids. Gene Ontology annotation, molecular function: double-stranded DNA binding; ATP-dependent polydeoxyribonucleotide 5'-hydroxyl-kinase activity; protein binding.